AUGGAGCAAUCUAAAAUGUUAAAAUUAGUUAAAGACUGUAUUCCGGCUUUGGAUGGCAAUCAUCAUAAAGGUCAGGCUGGAAGAAUCGGCGUAGUUGGUGGCUCCUUAGAAUACACCGGCGCGCCUUACUUUGCCGGUAUCAGCUCUUUAAAAGUUGGGGCUGAUUUGGCACACAUAUUUUGUUCCAAACCUGCUGCAAUUGUUAUUAAAUCAUACAGCCCAGAAUUAAUAGUGCACCCAUUACUUGAUGAACCCAAUGCAAUAGUUAACAUAUCUCCUUGGUUAGAAAGGCUUCAUGUUAUUGUUAUAGGCCCUGGUUUAGGUAGAGAUAAAAUAACUUUUGAAGUUGUUGAGCAGUUAAUAAAAGUAAUUAGAGAAAAACAAAUACCAUUAAUCAUUGAUGCAGAUGGCUUAUUUUUAAUCACUGAAAAACCAGAACUUAUCAGUAAUUUUAUGUCACCAGUAGUAUUAACUCCCAAUAAAAUUGAAUUUGAACGACUAUGUAAUAAAUUAAAUGGUUAUUCAGGACUAAAAAGCCUAGGACUGAAUAUAACUAUUUUAAAAAAAGGUCAAACUGAUGAAUUAUAUUCUUCUGAAUCCAACCUGCAAUGGAAGCUUAAUAUAGGUGGUUCUGGAAGAAGAUGUGGAGGUCAAGGUGAUCUCUUAUCAGGAUCAAUAGCAACAUUUCUACAUUGGACUUUAACAUCAGUGGACAAAAUAGAUUUUAACGCAUCAAACAAAUCAUUGUUAGCAGCUUCAUUGUCAUGUUUUGCAGCAUCAACAUUAAUUAGAUCAUGCAAUGCUAAAGCUUUUGAAAAAAAAGGUAGGAGCAUGUUAGCCUCAGAUAUGAUUGAACAUAUACACGAUGGAUUUAUAGAAUUAUUUGGACAA
Brenthis ino (lesser marbled fritillary) is the source of this 891-nucleotide messenger RNA. The record is from the annotation of a GenBank genome assembly. NCBI's taxonomy places the organism in Eukaryota, Metazoa, Arthropoda, Insecta, Lepidoptera, Nymphalidae.